Marchantia polymorpha subsp. ruderalis is the source of this 3705-nucleotide messenger RNA. The record is from the annotation of a GenBank genome assembly. NCBI's taxonomy places the organism in Eukaryota, Viridiplantae, Streptophyta, Marchantiopsida, Marchantiales, Marchantiaceae.
GGAUGCUUUUGACCGUCAUCAUGAGCUGGAGUAUAAGGCCAAGGGUGUGUGCUCGUGGCUGGAAUUCGGAAGCUCUUUUCACGGACCUCAGUUUGGAACGUUCUUUCACUCAUCGUUUCUUUCCUUUCGGCAAGAGGAGGACGUAGGCCACUGUUUGGGAUCACGAGUCCGUAGCUCUAGAUUUUCUGCCACUUGAAUUUUUAGCGGAUACAACGAGGUCACAUCGUCGCCAUUUACGUGGCAUUCACGUGCCUACACCUGACGUGCGUUCGGGUGAUUUGGACUCCCUUCGUAAUUUUCGUGAGUUCACGCGGCUCGUAUACACUUGGCCGAACCAACACUGUCAAAAGAAGUUGCGUAACUCCAUCGGUGAUGAUAACUGCGUCUGAUCUCGUUUCAUGAUCCAUAUUCACGUAUACCAGCUCGAAACCGUGAGAAUGAAAAUAGAACACAAGAUCAUGCUGUCACUUGCAGUCAAUCCUUAAGAAGCCUCGACUGGAAGUCAGAAGCUAGAGUAUUUUAGUCUCUCGUACGUCACAGUAGCCUGAGAACUAGACUGCUCGGUGGUGACGAGUUUGCAAAUGGAUACACGACUAGAAAGCUCGACUAUAGAUGAACUGUGGAGAAUUUCGUGCUCCGGAUGCAAGGAGGAGGAGCAGCAGAAAGAGGUGAAUGACGACGAGGUCUUUCACAAUGCCGAGCAGGAAAGAGAUGAGGCAGGCAGUGAAUAUUACUCCGGUGAAGAGUUGACAACAGACGGAGAAGCUUUAUCUCUACGGUUCCUUCUACGCACUCCAUCCAUUCGCAUUCCAGAGGCUGCGGACUUCAACCCUUUCCAAUCAGAGUUGAAGACCGGUAUCGACACCCAAGCUGCCAUCCCAACUACUGUCACGAUGCAUACCAACGAGCUGUUUAAUGACAAAGUAGCUGUCGUCAACAUAGAACAAGACUGCCCAAGUAGCGCCACUUCUACAAACGUUCCGACUCUGGUUCAGAUUUUCUUGAAGUUUGAAGAUGUGAAGUAUACGGUGAUGCUCAAACCUCCGAAAAAGAUCAGUGUCGACUUCAGGAAACAUCGUCGUAAACAGCUGCAGUCAACAGAGAAAUCGAUACUCAACGGAGUGAGUGGUUUCGUGGCUCCUGGGGAAAUUUUAGCACUGAUGGGUCCGUCUGGCAGCGGAAAAACGUCUCUCCUGAACAUUCUUGGAGGUAGAUGUCAUAACAAAUUUUCUGGUAAAAUCACAUACAACGGAGCUGCUUACACUUCAGCUUUGAAGAGCAGGAUUGGCUUCGUCACCCAGGACGAUGUUCUCUUCCCUGUUUUGACAGUGAGAGAAACGCUGGUUUUUGCUGCUUUGCUCCGUCUGUCCCCGAAAAUGAGCCACAGAGAGAAAAUCCGACGUGCAGACACCGUGCUUCGAGAGCUCGGUCUUGACAGGUGUCAGAACACGAUAGUGGGCGGCCCGUUUGUACGUGGUGUUUCUGGAGGCGAGCGCAAACGAACGAGCAUUGGCUACGAGAUACUGGUGGAUCCAUCUCUUCUACUCUUGGAUGAGCCCACCUCGGGUCUGGAUUCGUCUACUGCUCUCAAGAUUAUGCAAGUGCUUAGAGCUAACGCUCAGGUGGGAAGGGUGAUUGUGACAACGAUUCACCAGCCGUCGAGCCGCAUGUUUCCGAUGUUUGACAAGUUGAUUCUGCUCUCGGAGGGCCACCCGCUGUACUUCGGCCUUGCAAAAGACGCAUUGGACUACUUUGCAACCCAGCAGUUCAUUCCGCUUCUGCCCAUGAACCCCGCUGACUUCCUGAUUGAUCUAGCUACUGGACUCACAUCCGAUAUGACGGUUCCACCCGAGCUCCAACAAAAGAUUUUUAUGAGUGGCAGUUCUCCAGUUACCAAGGCGAAUGGCCUACAGGAGUCCGAAGCAGCGGCUUCUUCGGUGCAGGAGGCAAACGUGACCACCCAUGCCAGCGUAGAUUCUAGCCCUGAUUCGAGUAAUGAAGAAACUCAGCGACUGUUGGUCGUGAAGCUGCUACGCUCGAAAUACAGAACCGAGCUUGAGCCCAGAGUAAAAGAGAAGCUGCAAACGGGAGACGUCAUUGCUCCAGAUUUAAAGACAGCAAUUUCUGUCAAAAAGUGGUGGACCUCAUCAUGGUUCGAACAAUUCUUCAUCCUCAGCAGACGGAAUUGCAAGGAGAGAAGGAAGGAUUAUCUUAACGUACUGAGGUUCGCGCAAGGCGUCGCCGUGGCUCUGCUCCUCGGCAUGCUGUGGUGGCGACCAAACCUAGACACGGAGCAGGACAUCCGCGACCAAGUGGGGCUUCUUUUCUACAUGUGCAUCUUCUGGUGUACAUUCUCCAUGUGGUCCACAAUGAUGGUCUUUCCACUGGAGAAAAAUUUCCUCGCCAAGGAGAGAGCGGCAGACAUGUACCGACUGAGUGCCUACUUCGUCAGCAGCACCAUCUGCGACUUGUUGGCCGAGCUCGUGCACCCGACGAUGUUUGUGCCACUUGUGUACUUCAUGGCGGGCUUGAAAAGUGACAUUUCCACGUUCAUUUUUACAUUACUGUCUGUCUACCUGAUUGCAAUUACCGCUCAGGCCUUCGGAGAGUUUUUCGGUGCACUGACACUGAACAUCAAGAGGGUUGGAAUCAUCUCAGCUAUGAUCAUGCUCAUCUUCCUCCUCGCUGGAGGCUACUACGUGAAGAACAUUCCCGUUUUUAUGAGCUGGAUACGUUACCUAUCCAUAGUGUACUAUGGAUUCAGGCUGUUGGAGAGAGUUCAGUAUUCUCCCGACCAGACUUACAACUGCAAAGCUUUGGAGGGAUGCUUACGGUUUGAAGACUCACCCAUCUUCAAGGACAUGUCUCUGGAGGGAGGACUUCGCGACGCCUUGGCUUUGAUGGUCAUGAUCGUUGUCUACAAAGUCUUGGCUUAUGUUUGUCUACGGCGUGUCUGAAACUGUGGAAUAGGUUCAAUCUACAAGGCAUAUAUCAAGUCAAUAUUCACACCAUUCGAGAAUUCAAACUCGUUCAAUCAAGGGCAUCGGAAGGGUGAGGCAAAGCCAAGUGUAAUGUAGCGGCUAAGGAGGAUCGAGUUAGGGAGCACAGACGCGGUAGUGGAUGAGGAGAUUUGUCCGCAAUGGACUCUGAAAUUCCACAGCUUAAGUUCAGGCUCGUUUUGGUCCAGACCCACACGAGCUUUCGUCGGACCAGCCAUCAGCUCUACUCGCAAGGAAGAAGCUUAUCUCUUUAGGCAAGAGAGGAUGCCAAUCCGAAAUCCACGAACGUGAUCAUGACAUGCGAGGUAGUUAGAAGACAAGCUGGCCAACUUCUGGUAGAACUGUGGUCCGAAAAUCUCAAGUCUUAAGUCAUCCAUCAAAUCCUGGUCAAACCUCGUCACUGUCCGCCUACGAUGUAAAAACAAGUAACAUUAGUGUGGUCCCAUGACGCCCUACAGCAUACAUAUAAAUGAAACUCCUCUUCAUCACUAAACUUGUUCCCUCAUCCGCAACAUCAACACAACAUGUAGAUUCUUUGUGGGGUUAUCUCAAAGUAACUUAAGACACCCUUUCCCCUUAAGGCCUUUGCUCUCAUCCAAGAUAUGCCGCCUAUUCUUCCAGUCAAGUUUCCAAUGUCUAUGUAUAGUAGAGUUUGUUAGCGAAAGCUCGUGUAAAAGUGAGAACAAAUGAUUUAUAGAGCUAGAAA